AUGGACGACGACUUGGCUGGACCGCCGGAAAGCUUGACACUAGAAACUUUAUGUUCUGACCCUGCCAUACGGGAAGCUUUCACAGAUCAUGAGACAAGUCAAAUAUUCAGGGAAAUUGAAGAGGAUCCAACAAAAAUAAAACAAUAUCAAGAAAAUGUCAAGGUCCAGAGGUCUCUGAGGUUAAUACAUGAUACAUUGGAUCGAUACUUAACUACAAAGCCUAAACCACGACAGCCAUUACAACUGCCAGGCAUGAUGGAGAUGUUUACACAGUUCAAUCAAAUGAUGGAUUCACAGGGAAAUGUUGAUAGAGGUGACUUCCUUGAACAAUGUGGCAUCCUUGACCAGCUUUCUCAAUCAAUGGGAUCUGAAGGAAAAGCUGCUCUAAAGCAAAUGUUUCAGCAGGGAUACUCUGGUAAUUCUCCUCAAAGUCUACAAACACCAAGUGGAACUCCUUCUUGUCGUCAAUCACAACAGUUGUUACAACAGCCAGGCAUGAGGCAGAUGAUGGCAAAGAUGGCUCAAUCGAUGAGUUCACAGGGAAAUGCCAACGGAUCUGACAUCAUGGAACAGCUUUUUCAAUUUCAGGGAUCUCUUUCAAAAACCGAAAAUCAUUUUGGUCACCUUAUUCAGCAGGCCACCUCUGGUGUUUUUCCUCAAAGUCAACAAACACCAAGUCGACAUCCUCAUGCUUCUUCCAAUGAAUGUGCACCUUUCAAGAUUCACAAAUCAAAUAGACAUCACUUUUCAUCAAAAAAGAGUCGAACGUCAAACAAACAACCUUUAGCUUUGCCAAACAAAACUGAGGACUAUCAGUCUGAUCUGCCCCCUAGAAAGUGAAUACUAAAUAUCAAAAUGGCUGUAU
This is a messenger RNA of Ylistrum balloti, 865 nucleotides long. RefSeq lists its product as uncharacterized. The record is from RefSeq and is a predicted model, not a curated record. The coding region runs from base 1 to 840 and encodes 279 amino acids. The transcript has 5 exons. Lineage: Eukaryota; Metazoa; Mollusca; Bivalvia; Pectinida; Pectinidae.